UAGUGCAAGGAAUUUUUGGUACCAAACGAAGCUUCUUCCUUCAACUUGUUCUGUAAAAACCUUUGGAGUGUUCUAUCGCUUGUGAGCUUGUGACUGCUAUAAGAUGCUCUCUGAAGCCAAAGCCAUUGCAUUCUCAUUCUACAGUGUAAAUUAAGGAUGACAUAUGGGGAAGCCUUGAAAGUUGUAUUUCCGCUUUUGGAUGGCAAAGACCUUGCUUCAUGUAUGUGUGUAUGUAAACAGUGGAGAGAUUUUGCAAGAGAUGAUUAUUUUUGGAAAUGCUUAUGUGCCAAGCGAUGGCCCUCAAUCUGCAAGAGGCCUACACCUCCCCCUUUAUCCUAUCACAAGCUCUUCCAGAUGUCUUAUAAACACCACCAUCAGAAAACUCUUCUUCCCCCAAGACUCUCCUUUGAUGACUUGGAGUUCUACGUAGACAUAUGGGCUGAAGAAAGAAUAAUCUUCUCAGAAAUGGUCCCAGGCUCCGUCCUUCGAGGGGGGAUGAAGGACCUGCCUCCUGGAAUUUGUGAAAUGUUGAGGUUUCACCUGGAGGGUCCCGAGUACAAGAUGAUAAUACCUGUUGAGCCUAAGUUCAACAUUCCUCUGAGCCAGACCGUUAGUGUCUCUGUGCUUGUGGGUCGGAGGGAUAACAACAAGGUAGCUUGCAUUGUCAACAAAUCCUUUUUUGAUUACAUAGAUCGGACAGCAUACAGAGCCCUCGCUUUUGAUUACCUCGACUUCUCCCCGGUCUACCCAUUCAUCUCAGGCAUCCGUGCUUGGGUUUCGUUGCUCUUCAUGGAGGAUGGAGGUGAUGGAGUUAUUGAUGUUUUUGGAUUCGAGUUGGACUUCUGUGAUGUUGCGAACUCUGAAAAUGAGGUUUUGUGGCUGCUAGACAUGCUUGAUUGGAAAUAAGAGGUAUCAAAUAUAAUUAUCUUGUUUAUGUUUUCUAUGAUGUUGCGGAGGCUUUGUAUAGUGAAACUUGUUAUUAUGCACAGCUUUCUCAUGGCAUGACUUAUCUUAUCACUGUUGUUGUACUUGUG
Molecule: messenger RNA, 1034 nt
Organism: Telopea speciosissima
Lineage: Eukaryota; Viridiplantae; Streptophyta; Magnoliopsida; Proteales; Proteaceae
Product: F-box protein At5g39250-like
Exons: 2
Coding region: 157-906 (249 amino acids)
Molecular function (GO): protein binding
Source: RefSeq, a predicted model, not a curated record